AUGGCCUCAGCACCUGCGGACACUGUCCUGAAUGAAAAGCAUCCUGAGGUUCAAGUCCAGGCAACCAAUCCAUCAGGCGAUGCAGCACUAGAACUCGUCGGCCAAGGCCGAAGCGAGGGCCCACUGGACCCUGAGGCGUCGGCACGUCUGGUCCGCAAGAUCGAUCUGUACGUGAUGCCGUUGAUCUGCGUCGUGUAUUUCCUUCAGUAUCUUGAUAAGAUCGCCGUGUCCUACGCCAGCGUGACCGGUCUGCGUGAGUCGACCAACUUACACGGUAACCAGUUCAACUGGGUAUCGAGUAUUUUCUUCUUCGGACAGCUCGCCCUGCAGUUUCCGACCAUGCGACUCAUCCAGGCCUUCCCCCUGGCGCGAUAUGUCGCUUUCAACGUCACCGUCUGGGGUACCAUCCUCGCCUGCAUGGCCGCCUGCAAGUCGUUUGCGUCGCUGAUGGUGUGUCGUGCGUUGCUGGGGGCCGCAGAGGCGGCCGUCGUGCCGGCCUGGGUGGUCUUCACCUCGCAAUGGUAUCGAAAAGAAGAACAGGCAUUCCGCGUCGGCAUCUGGUUCGGAACAUGUGGCCUGGCUCAGAUGCUCGGCGGGUACGUUGCCUACGGCGUGGCGAUCCAUAUUGGAAACGACCCAUCCGCGUCUCUGCGCGGAUGGCAGGUUAUUUUCUUAAUCCUGGGUCUGUUCACCGUCAUUGUUGGCAUUCUCUUCUUCUUCAUCUUGCCAGAUUCCCCUGUCACGGCGGGCUUCCUCUCUCCUGAAGAGAAAGCCAUGCAUGCAGAGCGUCUUCGCAGCAAUGAGCAGGGAAUCGGCAGCAGCGUUUUCAAAAAGGAACAGGUCUACGAGGCGCUCCGGGAUCCGCAGACUUGGCUGUAUUCGUUCUGGGUGUUUGCUGCCAAUAUUCCCAAUUCUAUCGCCACUAGCUUCGGAAAUAUCCUCGUCACUGGUAUGGGAUACUCGAAGACGGACAGCCUGUUGUUGGUUACGCCGCUGGGCGCUUACGAAGUCGUCGUACUUGUUGGUCUGACCUAUCUGGCUACGAAGACCCAGCAGCGUCUCUUAUGGUGCAUCCUUGGUCAUAUCCCCUCCAUCGUGGGUGCAAUUUUAAUGGCCACGACAGAUAAGGCCCCCGCCCUGGUUGGAUACUAUCUGUCCGGUGGUAUUCCCAUCGGAUGGACGACGAUUCUCGGCCUGACCAGUACGAAUGUAGCGGGCUCCACGAAGAAAAUCACCGUGUCUUGUAUACAAACGGUGGCGUAUACCGUUGGUAAUAUCAUUUCGCCGCAGACUUUUCAGGCCAAGGACGCGCCAGAGUACCUCCCGGCAAAAAUUUCCAUUGUCAUUUUGUACUUUCUCGUCACCGUUGACCUGUGCAUUAUUCGCUGGAUGUUUGUGCGCGAGAACCGAAAGCGAGAUCAGGAGAAAGCGGCUCUUGGGGAUGCAUAUGUUGUGCAGCAGAAUCAUGAAUUCUUGGAUUUGACGGAUCGAGAGAAUCGGGAAUUCCGGUAUGCUAUUUGA
Aspergillus tanneri is the source of this 1521-nucleotide messenger RNA. RefSeq names its product allantoate permease family MFS transporter. Gene Ontology annotation, molecular function: dipeptide transmembrane transporter activity; allantoate transmembrane transporter activity. Gene Ontology annotation, biological process: allantoate transport; dipeptide transport; tripeptide transport. Gene Ontology annotation, cellular component: plasma membrane. The transcript has a single exon. NCBI's taxonomy places the organism in Eukaryota, Fungi, Ascomycota, Eurotiomycetes, Eurotiales, Aspergillaceae. The record is from RefSeq and is a predicted model, not a curated record. Bases 1 to 1521 code for a protein of 506 amino acids.